AUGGCGCUCGACUCGGCCCUCUUCACGCUCCAUCUGGUGCGGCGCGAGCAGCAUCCCUGGAUCGUCGACCUCUACCAGGCCAACCUGCCCCCACCCGCGCCGCCCCCGCCUCCGGUGCCCAGCAAGGACAAUCACACUGGCUGCGACAACGACAGCGACGACCGCAGACCAAAGGCCUUCAGCGGCACCAUUCCGGACCGUCCCACCCGCUCCAACUCGUCGGACGCCAUCGACUACUCGAAACACACCCCGCUCUACACCCGCCACCGCGCCACCAACUCGGCACGCUACUCGUCCAUCCUCCUCGACGGCGUACUCACAGACUGCCUCCUGGCUAGCGUCGCCGCGCCCUCGACCACCGCAAGGUCAAAGGCGGUCCAGCUGCACAGCCCCGAUUCCACCGUGACCAUCGAGAAGCGCAACAAGACCUUCCACCAGGACUGGCGCUUCACCGUCGAGGACCACCUCUUCCAAUGGAGGCGCGAGUCGUCCGCCCGCGGCGGCUCCUCCUACACCUGCGAAGUCAUCCGCAAGCCGGAUCCAAAGGUGCUGGCAGCACAGUACCGCCCUGCCACCAAAACCAAGCCAGGCGUGCUCCAGUUUAUGGACUACAACCUCGACCGCCUAGAGCUCAAGGACAAGCGGGGCCUCGAGGUGCUCCUCAUCAUGACACUCUCAUGCCUCCUCGACCAGGAAUACGACGAGAAGCUCGCUUCGCGGGGCGAGCCCAACAUGUACAUCUCGCGCGACGCACCGCCCGCCACCGAGGAUGCGGCCAACCUCGGCCCCAUGCCCGGUUCCAGCUCCCGGCUCCAUCCUCAUGGCCCCGCUGCUGCCAUCGGCGGACCCGGCGAGUCAGGUGCGGGGACGGCCGAGCUCGAGCCCAACGAGGUGCUAAUCACACACUGGGGAACGGUCGAGGACUAUGUCGACCACUGCCUCACUCUGCUACGCACCGACGAGGUGCGCGGCAAGGGCAAGGGCCGAGGGAUGCACCUCAUCGUCCUUCGCUCCGACAGCGCUGAGACGACACCAAAGGCGGUUCAGGUGGCGGCGGCGGUCAAGGCGGCCUACUACCGCCUCCCGGACGAGGCCAAGGGGACCGUGUUCGGCAACAGCAGCGCCCAGCACCAGAUCGAAGACGAGCUGUACCAAUACGUUCGGACCGAGGACGACUCGGACUUGUCUGCUGGCGCGAACGGCAACGCGGGAGGUGGCUUGUCCUCGUCCCCAACCUCGACGCCGGCGCCAGCAGCAGCAGCACCCAAGCGACGCGUCAUCAAUCUCAACCCGCCGGGAUCGCCGUCUCAACGGCCAGCGUCCGCCGCCCCGUCGGCCGGCCCAGCAUCGAUGGCAGUGAACGGAAGCAGCGGAUCGGGCCCGACGGCUGGGACGGGCAACAGAGCAGGCUACCUGCGAUCUCCACCGUCGAAGCUCAAGGUGUUCCUGUCCAAGGAGCGGAUCGGUGAAUUGGAGCCGCCCAAGAAGCCGGAGCCCUGGGACCCUUCGCUAACGGCGCUGCAGGACGAGCCGCGUUCUUCGUUGGCCGCGCCCGUUGUGCCCGCGCGGCCGCGUUCGACCAGUCCGAACCCGGGUGCCGGGGGAGGCGGGCUACGGCCGUCGGCGGCGCAAGCGUCGAGACCCACCGACUAUGGCAGGACGCCAUCUAGCAGCAGUAGCGGUGGCGGCGGAGGUGGCAGUCGCCCGGGUAGCAGCUCGGCGGAUCCGCGCGGCGAGGCGCCCGGACGUGGCAAGGCGCUGCUGAGCAAGUUGGGUCUAGGGUCGAAUGGCGGUCACUAG
This is a messenger RNA of Pseudozyma flocculosa PF-1, 1800 nucleotides long. RefSeq lists its product as uncharacterized. The transcript has a single exon. The record is from RefSeq and is a predicted model, not a curated record. Bases 1 to 1800 code for a protein of 599 amino acids. Lineage: Eukaryota; Fungi; Basidiomycota; Ustilaginomycetes; Ustilaginales; Ustilaginaceae.